AUGGAAAAGCAAACCCCCACUUUUCCAGCUCAGCCUGGGAAGCGGUUCAGAAAGAGUUUGAUAUGGCUUGUAGCGGGCGUGGGGACGAUCGGCCUGAUGGGGCUGGGUGGAUUUCCUCCCCGCGCACAUCACUGGGGCUUCCCAGGCUCCAACGUCCAGGAGAAUAUCGAAGUUCCAGUGCAGACCUCACCCUAUGGAACAUUCCCCCAAAAGGGCGACCCAUUCCAGUUUAUACCCUGCACUGAUGCCAGUCGUCCGCCACCUCUGGAUGACCCAACCCCUCAGCAAUCAUGGGCUGCCCUCUUCGAUUCCGACCCCAAACACUGGAGCUGGGGUAGCACAGGCAAAGGCAUCUUUCUUUGUGGCUACUUGGACCUUCCACUCGACUAUCAUAAUUCUUCUGACCUUCGCAUCGUCCGUAUUUCGGUGACCAAAUUCCAGGUCGCUGGUCUACCCCUGAAAAACGACACCGAACUUUCACCCUGCGGUCGCAGUAAGUACAAGAGCGAACGUACUCUAAUCAUCGAGCCAGGUGGCCCAGGAGGAAGUGGAAGCACAUUCCUUUGGGAGACCGCAGAAGAAACGACCGAGCGCUUCAGCGAUGGGCAGUUUGAUGUCCUGGGCUGGGAUCCACGCGGUGUCAAUCUCUCCCUACCCUCCGGAGCAUGUUAUCCUCAAGAUGCGCACCGCGACCGAUGGUCUCUCUUAUCACUCAACUAUCGCGAGGAAGCUCCAGAUUCACAAUUGGAGCUCCUUGAUGCCAUGAACAACGCAACCUUCUUCGCAUGCCGGCAACGGCUUGGAGAUUUUGGCCGCUUCGUGAGUACGGCAUCGGUGGCCCGCGACCUUGAUGAGAUUCGAAAAGCGCUUGGCGAAGAGGAUGUCUCGGGUUACUUUGUCAGCUAUGGAACCGGUAUCGGACAGACAUAUGUUAACAUGUUCCCCGACCGGGCGGGUCGCUUGAUCCUUGAUGGUACGGAAUAUGUUCGGGACCACCGUCUCUUGGGCGGAUUUGGGUGGACUGCUCUCGACAAUACGACAGAUGCUUGGAACGAUGGGUUCUUGGGCGAGUGUAUCAAGGCUGGUCCAGAGAGAUGUGCAUUGGCGAAGCCAACUCCAGGCCAGGACGGACCAGUUGUCCUCAAACAACUCCAGGAUCGCAUGGGGGGGACUUCUCGAGUCUCUUCGGGCACGCCCACAAUCGGCAUAUACAGAGUUAGGCGACCAAUGGAAUGGCCAAGAAUCGCCCAGAUGCUCUACGAGCUCGAAGCAGGAAACUCAACACUAGCAGCGAAGCAGCUAGAUACAUCAUGGAGCGACAAUUCCGACAAGCCUUCAUAUCCCAACAUCCCAGCUUCCAGUGAGCUCGAACUGCUUGUGAUUUGCUCCGAUGCAUACGACGCGCCCCUUCCAGAUGGACUGGAAUGGUGGGACGAACUGUGGGGAAACAUGACCACCCAGAGCUGGAUCGCUGGUAACUCGCGGUUCUUCGCAGUCAUUCCUUGCCGACAUUUCAAUACAUACUGGGAUCCGCCGUCAGAGGUUUACCGCGGCGAUCUCAACCAUACCCUCAAGACUCCCGUCCUUCUCAUCGCCUCCACGUAUGACCCUGCGACCCCAUUACGCAAUGGCAGACGUCUUUUGAAGGAAAUGGGACACAACGCUCGGUUGAUUGUUCAUAAUGCGUACGGGCAUAGCUCGAGGAGAGAUCCAUCGGAUUGUACAGACCGUCUGGCAAAGGACUAUAUUUUGAACGGGAUUCUUCCCCAUGAGCAGGAGGUUCAGUGCUAUGCUAAUACCAAGCCCUAUUCUCAAGCUCCAGGUAAUAAAUAG
This is a messenger RNA of Penicillium cosmopolitanum, 1833 nucleotides long. Its product is annotated as alpha/beta hydrolase. The transcript has 2 exons. NCBI's taxonomy places the organism in Eukaryota, Fungi, Ascomycota, Eurotiomycetes, Eurotiales, Aspergillaceae. The record is from RefSeq and is a predicted model, not a curated record. Bases 1 to 1833 code for a protein of 610 amino acids.